Molecule: messenger RNA, 1622 nt
Organism: Hyalella azteca
Lineage: Eukaryota; Metazoa; Arthropoda; Malacostraca; Amphipoda; Hyalellidae
Product: putative L-aspartate dehydrogenase
Exons: 6
Coding region: 260-1075 (271 amino acids)
Biological process (GO): NAD+ biosynthetic process
Molecular function (GO): NADP binding; L-aspartate dehydrogenase [NAD(P)+] activity
Source: RefSeq, a predicted model, not a curated record
CAGUUUUGGAUGCUGGUGCUGAUGACCUUGAGAGGAUAUUGGACUUAAAGAGUUUAACUGGCUGCUUUUUCGUUCAGUUGACUACAUCCUGGGAAAGAGAAACUAAGACAAAUUUUUGCCACCCGAUACUUGCUGGAAGAAGAAAAAAAGUAGCUCAAAGGUCAAUCACCACCCGAUACUUGCUGGAAGAAGACAAUUUGUACAGCGUGCGAGCUCGAAUUCAGUUUAAGUUCGUGGUGUGAUAAUUCGCCGUCAAAACAUGGGGAAAAAACGCAUUGGUAUCAUCGGUUAUGGACAUCUAGGCCGGCACCUGACGCAAGCAGUGCUGGCUCAUCCACAACUAGAACUCGCCUUCGUUUGGAACCGCACGCCAUCAAGCCUGCAGGAGCUGGAUGAAAGAUACAUUUGUAGCGACUUACAAGAUGCUGGCUCAUUCAAUGCUGACGUCAUCGUUGAAGUUGCGCAUCCGUACAUUUCCAGCGAGUACGGGGAGCACCUGCUGGGUCUGGCCCACUACCUCAUGGGUUCGCCCACGGCGCUGGCAGACGAGCAGCUGGAGCAGCGUUUACGGGCAAAAGCCAACGCGGGGAGUUACGGACUUUACCUUCCCGCUGGGGCGCUUUGGGGCGGCACCGACAUCAGGAAGAUGGCGGACUUAGGCACGCUCGAAAGUUUGAAGAUCACAAUGAAGAAACACCCAAGCAGCUUCAAGCUCGUCGGGGACCUGCAGAAGACGUGCGCGUCUGUGCGCGCUGAGGCGGUCACGCUAUACGAAGGGCGCGUGCGCGAGCUGUGCGCCGUGGCGCCCAACAACGUCAACACCAUGGCGGCCGCUGCUGUUGCCGCCCACAACCUCGGCUUCGAUGGCGUGCAGGCGAAACUCGUGGCUGACCCUCAGCUGAGCAGUUGGCAUGUAGUGGAGGUGGAGGUGGGAGGACCAGGAGGUUUCCAGGUGACAACAGAACGCAAGAACCCUGCGGCUGUGGGAGCCGUCACAGGGAACGUCACCUACAGCGCCUUCGUCAGCAGCGUUCUGGCUGCUGGACUGCAAGGCAAUGGCGUGCAUCUUUGCUGAACAAAUUCUUGUUAACUUAAUUCCCCAAGCGCUAUAUUAUCACAAAUUGCUUACGCAUAGCAGCCUAAAUAUAUUCAUGUAAUGGUCAAUUUUUAGUCCGCGAUUGGUUUGUUUAGGUUGAAAAGACGUCUACACCCAUUAGCCAUUUCUGAUAGUAUGGCCCUUGAUGAUCAUGCUAUAUCAUACUUAUCAAGAAGUAAUUUGACUCAUGAAGUGGUUUUGAACAUCUUCCACAAAUGAACAGCAGCACACUCUUGUUAAUAUAAAUGUGAUAUUACUCUGAGAAAUGCCUGUCCUUGACAGCUCUCAAUUGAAAACGAUUCUCUAAAGUAACCCAAGUCAUUAAUGAACCUCAACUUCAUCUAUCAGAGAUGCUGGAGAAUUCUCAUUCUAAUGGAACUAUAAUUGUUACAAUCAAUUCUUACAAUACAAAAUUUUGAUUAGCAAAAAACAUGUAUAAUCACCACAACAUUGUGUUAAAUUGUGUGUUAUAGCUGAUUAUAAUGUCAUCUAAAUGUACACUUUUUAAUUAAAACUCUGAAGAUCC